AUGAUAAAGCUAUUUUCAUCAAAAAGAUAUAAUAAUAAUAAAAUAUUAUUAUUUUGUUUAGUAAUAUUGAUAUUAUAUAAAUAUACAUAUUCAUUACACAAUAGGUGGAAUAAGAAUAAUAAUGUGUAUUUAUUUAAUGGAAAUGUAAAAAGAGAGAAAAGAAAUGGUAGAGGUAAAUUAUAUAUUUUAAAUAGAUGUGUAAGAAAUGAUAUUAUAAAACCCAAUAAGAAUAUAAUUAAAAAUGAAUUUCGUUUAAAAUUAAAUAAUGGUUCAACAAAAAAUGUGGAAUUAGAAAAUUAUCGGAAUAUUGGAAUUAUAGCACAUAUAGAUGCUGGAAAAACUACAACAACUGAGAGAAUAUUAUAUUAUACAAAUGUUAUAAAAAAAAUUGGAGAAGUACAUGAAGGAUUAUCAACAAUGGAUUAUUUAGAUAUAGAAAGAGAAAAAGGAAUAACUAUAAAUGCGGCUGUCACUACAUGUUAUUGGAAUGGUAGUGAAAAGAAUUUAGAAGAUUAUCGUAUAAAUAUAAUUGAUACUCCAGGACAUGUUGAUUUUACUGCUGAGGUUGAAAAAAGUUUAAGAGUUUUAGAUGGUGGUGUUGUUGUGUUUGAUAGUAGUGAAGGAGUUGAAUCUCAAUCUGAAACUGUAUGGAAACAAGCUAAUCAAUAUAAUAUUAGUAGAAUAAUAUUUCUAAAUAAAUUAGAUAAAGUAGGAGCAAAUUUUGAAGCUUGUAUUGAAGAAAUAAAAAGGAAAUUAAAUAAGAAGAUAUUAAUUUUAUAUGUUCCUGUUUUUGAAAUGAGUAAAUUCAUUAGUACUAUAGAUAUAUUAAAAGAAAAAAUGAUUGUAUAUAAAAAUGCUCAUGAUUUUAUUUUUGAAGAUAUACCUAAACAACACUAUAAUUUAUUUUUAAAAUAUAAAAAUUUAUUAUUUGAACAGAUUGCUGAAAAUUUUAACUCUUUCCUUGAUAAUUAUUUAAAUGACAAAGCUAUGAAUAUACAAGAAAUUGAAUAUUAUAUUAGAAAAUUAGUUGUUGAAGAAAAAUAUAAUGUUGUUAUGUGUGGUUCAGCUUUAAAAAAUAAAAAUGUACAAAUGUUAUUGGAUAUGGUUGUAAAAUAUUUACCUUCACCUAUUGAUUCAAUUAAAAAUUAUAAAAAGCAAAUUAUAUAUAUACAUGAUGUAAAUAGAAGAGGUGAAAAAAUAAUUCCAUCCAAUUCGGAGUCUCAUUUAAAAAAAGAAAAACUUAUGUUAAAAAAAAAUACUAAUAAAGGGGAAGAACAAAAUGUAGAAAAUAAAGUAUUUGAGAAUGAAUUAAAUAAGAAUUGUAUAAAUAUACAUAAGGAUACUACUGAAAUUGAUACUUCUAGUUCGACAUAUGUUCAAGGUGUAAAUGAUAUAACUGGAUCUAAGAAUAUACCAUCUGAAAGUUCUCAAAAUAAUAUGAAAGAUGAUCAAAUAAAUUACAACGAUUAUAUUUCAGACGAAUUGAACGAGACGAAUAUAAAAAAUUAUAAAAGGAAAAUGGUUGGAUUAAUUUACAAAAUUAUGAAUGAUCAACAUUUAGGAAAUAUUAAUUACGUACGUAUAUAUGAAGGACAAAUAAAUAGAGGUGAAUAUAUAUAUAAUAAUAGAACAAAGAAGAGUGAAAAAAUUUCAAAAAUAUUUUUUAUCCAUUCAAGUGAAAAAUAUGAAUUAGAAAAUGCUAAGGCAGGUGAUAUUGUAGGAUUAGUAGGUUUGAAAGAUACUCAGAUUGGUGAUACGUUGAGUAAUGUAUUUUUAAGAGCAGAAUUGAAACGUAUAAAAGAUAUUCCUCCUAUUAUAAGUUAUUAUAUAUAUAAUAAAAAUAAAAAUGAAUAUGAAAAGUUAAUUAAUGCAUUAAUUAAAAUUAAAAAAGAAGAUCAUUCGUUUUUUUAUCAUAUAAAUCAAGAUACGAAAGAUUUGCUUAUUAGUGGAGUUGGAGAAUUACAUUUACAAAUUAUAAUUAACAAAAUUGAAAAGGAUUUUAAUAUACCAAUAAUUUAUGGGAAACCACAAAUUUCCUAUAAAGAGACAUUUGUGGAAAGUGUAAAAGCAAGAGGUAAGUAUAUUAAACAAUCAGGAGGUAGAGGACAGUAUGGAGAUGUACAUAUUGAAAUUGAACCAAUGUAUAAUUAUAAUGAACAAGAAGAUGAAGAAGGAGAACAAACAGAUCAAGAACAAAAUGGUAUUGAUGAAAAAGAAAAGAAAGAGCAAAAAUGUAUGGAACAAGAUAUAGAUAAUAAUAGUAUGAAUAUAAAUACAUCAGAAGUAAAUAAUAAUAUAAUUAUAAAAAAUGAAAUAACAUGUGGAGCUAUUCCAUCUGUAUAUUUCGAUGCCAUAUAUACUGGUAUAAGGGAACAGUGUAAUAUGGGAAUUCUUUUUAAUUCUCCAGUAAUAAAUAUUGUGGUUAGAAUAGUUGAUGGUUCAUUUCAUCCAGUUGAUAGUAAUGAACAUGCGUUUAAGCUAGCUGCUGGAUUGGCAAUAAAGGAGGCAGCAAAAAAGACGUCCAUAAGGUUGCUGGAGCCAAUAAUGAACCUAAACGUAUCUGUACCUACCGAAUAUUUGGGAGAUGUAAUUAGCGAUUUGGUUAAGAAGCGAGGAAAGAUACAACACAUAGAUGAAAGUGAUGAAUUCACAAAAGAAAUAACUGCUAGGGCACCAAUGGCUUCAGUUUUAUCGUAUGUUAGUGAUUUGAGGAAAAUAACCAAAGGAAGAGGUAAUUAUACUAUGACGCUUCACAAAUAUUCUUUAGUUCCAGAAUAUAUACAAGAACAAAUAUUACAAAAAAAAGAAUAG
This is a messenger RNA of Plasmodium adleri (nom. inval.), 2811 nucleotides long. Its product is annotated as elongation factor G. The record is from RefSeq and is a predicted model, not a curated record. NCBI's taxonomy places the organism in Eukaryota, Apicomplexa, Aconoidasida, Haemosporida, Plasmodiidae. Gene Ontology annotation, biological process: mitochondrial translation; ribosome disassembly. Gene Ontology annotation, molecular function: GTPase activity; translation elongation factor activity; GTP binding. Gene Ontology annotation, cellular component: mitochondrion. Bases 1 to 2811 code for a protein of 936 amino acids. The transcript is spliced from 4 exons.